Messenger RNA from Dalotia coriaria, 1990 nucleotides. RefSeq names its product Guanine nucleotide-binding protein subunit alpha cta (gene cta). The record is from RefSeq and is a predicted model, not a curated record. NCBI's taxonomy places the organism in Eukaryota, Metazoa, Arthropoda, Insecta, Coleoptera, Staphylinidae. Gene Ontology annotation, molecular function: guanyl nucleotide binding; D5 dopamine receptor binding; G-protein beta/gamma-subunit complex binding. The transcript has 2 exons. Gene Ontology annotation, cellular component: brush border membrane; heterotrimeric G-protein complex. Gene Ontology annotation, biological process: Rho protein signal transduction; adenylate cyclase-modulating G protein-coupled receptor signaling pathway. The coding region runs from base 239 to 1348 and encodes 369 amino acids.
UGGUUUUCGACAGUCGUGAACAACAUCAACCAGUCGCACAUCGUAGUUGUAGUCGCAGUCGCGGUUAUUAGUAAUGUCCGCUGUUGAUGCUGGUGGCAUUGGUGGUGUUGGUGCGCUCGCUUCCUUGCUUAGUUUCAGCGUGACUCUUGCGGCGCCGCCCGUCUACACCGUCUGGCUGGGAGCCGCUUCCGCAGGAUGGUAGUCGUGUCGUAAUCGUCGGGUGUGUGCCGAUGCGGCGAUGUCGGCGGCGAUGUUGGCGUGUUGCCCGUGCUGCAUGCGCUUUGCGUUCUCGCCCGAGGAGCUGGAGCAGCGGCACAAGAGCGCCGAGAUCGACAAGAUGAUCGAGAAGGACAAGCAGACGUUCAAGCGGCAGGUGAAGCUGCUGCUGCUCGGCGCCGGCGAGUCGGGCAAGUCCACCUUUCUCAAGCAAAUGCGCAUCAUUCACGGCGUGAGUUUCGAGCGCGACCUCGUCCGCGAGUACCAGCAGAUCAUCUACCAGAACGUGGUGCGCGGCAUGCAGGUGCUGGUGGAUGCGCGCGACAAGCUCGAGAUUGCGUGGGGCGACAACGACAACGCCAAGAUCGGCAACAAGAUACUCGCCCUGCAGAGUAAUCAGAUUCACGACGUGAAGACGUUCGUCGAGUACCAGUCGCUGCUGGCGACGCUGUGGAUGGACGCGGGCAUUCGGCGCGCUUUUGAGCGCCGCCGUGAAUUCCAACUGAGCGACUCCGUAGAGUUCUUCCUCAAUAAUCUCGCCCGGAUAGCCAAGGAAGACUAUGUGCCCACUAACAAAGACAUUCUGCACUGCCGCAAAGCCACCAAAGGCAUCACCGAGUUCAUAAUACCCAUCAACAAUGUGCCUUUCCUGUUCGUCGAUGUGGGCGGGCAGCGCUCGCAGCGACAAAAGUGGUUCAAGUGCUUCGACGAAGUCACCUCCAUACUCUUUCUGGUGUCCUCUUCUGAAUUCGAUCAGGUGCUCCUCGAAGACCGCAAGACCAAUCGCCUGGAAGAAAGCCGCGACAUUUUCGACACCAUCAUCAACAACCGGAUAUUCACCAACGUGUCCAUCAUCCUCUUCCUCAACAAGUCCGACUUGCUGGAGAAGAAGGUAGGCAAUCCCGAGACGGAUAUUCGCUGGUACUUUCCGCAGUUCAGCGGCAAUUCGCAUUCGAUCAAGGAGGUGCAAGCGUUCAUCCUCGCCAUGUUCACCGGCGUCAAGCGCGAGGCGAAAAAACAGCUGUAUUAUCAUUUUACGACCGCUGUGGACACGGAAAACAUUAAGGUGGUCUUCAAUUCGGUCAAGGACACGAUACUGAAUCGAAAUUUGGAAAUUCUAAUGCUGCAAUGAUUGCUCAAAGUGGAAUCAUAUUCUCAGAGAGUGUACUCGUGCAUUUAACUUUGUUUACUUUGUUUACUUCCACACGUUCUUGGCAUUUAUAUGAAAUAUUUUUUAUUACGUUGUAUAUAUUCGUAAGCGGGCGAUGAUUGCGCAGAUAGGUUUUAAUGUACAUAUAUCGGCCGAUAUAGAAAACAGCGACUCUCUCGUGUGAACUCUGUGCUAUUGUGCAAAUUGAGAACACAAACAAACUUGGUUUAUGAUUAACAUAUGUAUUAAGACUGACUUGAUGUAAUGACGUCCCCAGUUUGACGUUUUGGUAGACUCUACCAAAGAACGCGCGCAAAAACACGAAAAACACAUGACAAACUGCCUUAGAAACACAGGCCGCCGAAACAGUGCCUUCUUCCCUACCGAUACUCUGUGUAAAUCAAUGUACAGUCAACCGAGUAACCAACUACGAAAACUUUAUUAUUGUAAUUUGUAUUAUAACAUAUUAUACAUGCAUAUAGUAUAUUUACGUAUAUAUUUUAUACAGACGUAAUUUAUGUACUCACAUGGCGCCGAUUGCGGAAAAUGUGAUUUAUGAGGUUGUACGGAUCAUUGUAAUAAUCGAUUAAUAAACGAAUCCGUAAUGGUUAUUAACGUAGGCAA